CACUUCAGCUAAGCACGUACGCACUCUCUAGCACACAUUUGGUCGUAGUAGGCCGUGCUGCACGCGAGUCGUGGCCUCCCAGGCAAUCAACAAAGAUCGCGGGAAGAAGAUGGUGAACCUGAUCGAGGCGCAGAAGCCGCUGCUGACGGGGAUGAUGCGGCUAGCCGGGCUCCGGCCCAUCGACAUCGAGCUCGAGCCGGGCACCACCAUGCACGUCUGGGCACCCAAGCACCACGCCGGCAAGCAGAAAGGCGCCACCACCAUAAGCCCUGAUCUCGACCCCGCCACCGCCACCAAGAACAAGCAGCCAUCAUCAUCCAGCCGCCGCCGCCGUCGCCGGAACCGGCCCGGAGACUCGAAGCCCAACGUGGUCCUGAUCCACGGCUUCGCGGCGGAGGGCUGCGUGACGUUCCAGUUCAACUUCGGGGUGCUCGUGUCCCGCUACAACGUGUACAUCCCGGACCUGCUCUUCUUCGGGAAAUCCUCCGCGACGGACAGCGCCGACCGGUCCCCGGAGUUCCAGGCCCGGUGCGUGGCCGCGGCGCUGGCCAGGCUCGGCGUGUCCAGGUGCGACGUCGUCGGGUUCAGCUACGGCGGCAUGGUGGCGUUCAAGCUGGCCGAGUCACGGCCCGACCUGGUGAGGUCGCUCGCCGUGUCCGGGUCAGUGGUCGCCAUGACGGAUGCCGUGAACGCCGAGACCAUGGCGAGGCUCGGGACCGGGUCGGCGGCUGACCUGCUCAUGCCGGACACGCUCCAGGGGCUCAAGGCGCUCUUCUCUGUCUCCAUGUACCGGAAGAUGUGGUUCCCGGAUAGGAUGUACAAGGACUACCUCAAGGCAAUGUUCACCAAUAGGAAGGAGAGGCUGGAGCUCCUGCAAGGACUACUAACCAGUAACAUGGAUGCCAAGAUCCCUACGUUCCAACAGAAAAUAAUGCUUAUCUGGGGCGAGGAGGACAAGCUUUUCGACAUAGGGCUCGCCAGGAAGAUGAAAGAGCAGCUGGGCGAGAACUGCUUCCUGCAGGGCAUCCCGAAGGCCGGCCAUCUGCUGCACCUGGAGCGGCCGUGCGCCUACAACCGCCAGCUCGGGAGGUUCCUCCGCUUCGUCAACUCCCAGGAAGACCACCACCAAGCCGUUUUCUCCAACGCAAGCGAAGGGUCCAACCCAGUUAACCGGUCCGGUUCUCCAAGCACGCGCUGACGGAUGGUAUUUGCUGCCUGGCGUGAUCGUGUGUUUGAUGUGUCGCUGUUCCCGUUGACUGCCCUUGUUGAGUACGAGUACUGGUGGUACGUAAUGCCAUGAUGUUACUUGAAAGCAAGGGGCUGUUCGCUUUGCUGGGCUUGCUAGGAAUCGACGUGCAGGUGCAUGUCUCUCUCGGUUUCAGUCAAUUCGUUGGGAUUCCUUUGUAAUCCUGCUAUACACACCCGCGCGUAAUAUAUUCCGUCAGAUCACUUACAGCUGGCUGCAUCA
Brachypodium distachyon (stiff brome) is the source of this 1468-nucleotide messenger RNA. RefSeq names its product pimeloyl-[acyl-carrier protein] methyl ester esterase. The record is from RefSeq and is a predicted model, not a curated record. The transcript is spliced from 4 exons. Gene Ontology annotation, molecular function: catalytic activity. Lineage: Eukaryota; Viridiplantae; Streptophyta; Magnoliopsida; Poales; Poaceae. The coding region runs from base 110 to 1198 and encodes 362 amino acids.